AUGGGUAGUUACAGUGAUAACGAAGAUGAAUUUUUUGAUGCCUGUGAGGCGUUUGCUUCAAUGUUCGACUCAGGCUCCGAUUGCUCCCCAGAAGACUGUUCUACCUCUGGAUUCGACUAUGAUUAUUGGGUUGGGAAUCUGGAAAAGGGGAAUUGGAAUCUCGGAUUACAUCACGGGAUGUGUUCAGUUGUGGUUGCUCAUAUAGCUUUUUAUUUCAUUUAUUACCCAAACAUGGGAACACUUCUUGGUGUUGCUGUGAAGGGGAAACUACAGGCUUAUUAUAACCGGGCUAUUACCAUAUCUGAUAGAGCCAAACUCCAUGGAUGCACAAAGGAUGCUGAAGAACUAUGGAAACAAGUAACAAAGAAUUAUGAAAUAGCUGUCAAACUAAACUGGAAUAGUCGACAUGCUCUCAACAACUGGGGACUUGCUUUACAGGAAUUAAGUGCAAUUGUUCCUGCCCGUGAAAAACAGACUAUAGUAAGAAGUGCAAUCAGUAAGUAUGGAUUAGCAGAAGACACAUCAAGAACUGGAGUACCAGUUGUUGGGAAUGAGAUUCCUUUCAAUGAAUUAUACAGUCAAUCUACUAUCUAUAUAGCAUGGGAUGGAGAAGGGGAAACAUGUGUGAUAGAGGUGACAGUGAGUGGUGCAGGGAGUGAAAGUGAAGCAGCAAAGAUUGCACGUUCAGUGGUAAUUUAUGGUAGGGAUCCAAAUUGGGGGCAGAUAGCCUGUGCUGCAGGGUCAGCAGCUAGUAAUUACCUGAAAGAGGCUGGUGAUGCUCAUGGCACUGUCAAAAUUCAAAUAUCCAUAGUUGAACAAUUCGGACGGAAGGGAACAGAGGAAGAAUAUGAGGAUGAGGGGGAUUAUGAACAAAAGCUGCAUUCAACUACAAAUAAAAACUCGGUAUAAUUUAUACUUUUGUGUGGUACAUGUUUUUUUUUAACAUCAGUCAUGGAUAUGUUACCUGAAGUAACACCUCUUAAUCCUAAAAUUUAUCUGUAUGAGACAAGUCUUGAGCAAUUAAGAGUUGAAAGUUGUAAUAAACUCUUUUGGUUGACCUGUAUUUGAUUACACAUUAAUUUAAUUAGGCAGGUUUUGAAGUUUUUGAUGGAAAAGAAUAGUGUUAAUGUUCUUCAUAGAAAAGUAUGUUGGUAUUUUAGGAAAUUUGGCUAAUAAUUUAGUUAAUUAUAUAAAAACUGUUGAAAUGUUACAUUUGUC
This is a messenger RNA of Lactuca saligna, 1218 nucleotides long. The record is from the annotation of a GenBank genome assembly. NCBI's taxonomy places the organism in Eukaryota, Viridiplantae, Streptophyta, Magnoliopsida, Asterales, Asteraceae.